Messenger RNA from Malania oleifera, 1383 nucleotides. RefSeq names its product disease resistance protein SUMM2-like. Bases 1 to 1383 code for a protein of 460 amino acids. The transcript has 3 exons. NCBI's taxonomy places the organism in Eukaryota, Viridiplantae, Streptophyta, Magnoliopsida, Santalales, Ximeniaceae. The record is from RefSeq and is a predicted model, not a curated record. Gene Ontology annotation, molecular function: ADP binding.
AUGGCACUCCAAAUUUCCUCCUCUGAGAAAGUGCUUUCGAGGUGCUUCCUGCAGUAUUCUGGCAGUGUAUUGAAGCCUUCCCCCUUCAAUUUGGGGCCUCCACAUAUAAGGAGACAGCUUGCCAGUGUGGCUUUCCUUUCCCUAUACCCGCCGUUGUCAUUUGCUUCUCCUGCCGUUACGUCCUUAAAGCUCAUGGAUAUUUGGGGGAACAUAUUGAAGAGCAUUGAGCUAGUGACGAGUAUAUACAAUUCCAUUGGAGAGUGUUGGAGCUAUAAGCAAAUUCUUCAAGAAAAUAUGAACAAGUUAAAGGAGAACAUGGAUAAGUUGAUUAGCCGAGAAAAGGACAUUAAAAAAGAACUCGAGAAUGUUGAGUACCAGUUUCAAAAGGAACCCAAGGCAGAGGUUGAAAAUUGGUUGAAAAGUGUAGAAAGCAAAAGAGGAGAAGUUGACAAAAUAGAACAUGUAGCUAAGAAAAGAAGAUAUUUCUCACAAUCCAAGUUCUUAAGAACAAUUGAGAAUAUUACUAAAGAAGUAAAUGAAGUUUUUGAUAGGGGCAUAUUUCCUAAUGGGGUUGUUAACGACACAUAUUUAGAUAAAGGACUUGCAUUACCUAGCGCAGAACUAGUAGGUGAAGCUACAGCCAAGAAAAACCUUGAAAAGAUUUGGGAAAUGUUGAUGAAAGAGGACAUUAGAAGUGUGGGAGUUUAUGGAAUGGGAGGAGUGGGCAAAACAACCAUAAUAACACACAUCCACAACCGACUCUUGGAAAAUUCGCGUGUCUUUGGUUCUAUAUUUUGGGUCACUGUAUCUCAAGAAUCAAGUGUUCAUAUCUUGCAAAAUAAGAUUGCAUUAAAAUUGAAUGUGGAUUUUAAAGGGGAUGAACCCGAAAUCACAAGGGCAGCUACGUUGUUGGAAGCAGUGAAUGCUAGAAAGAAAUUUGUCCUUAUUUUAGAUGAUAUAUGGGAAAGUUUUUCGAUAGAGAGUGUGGGAAUUCCUAUUAAUGAAGGUAGCAAGGGGAAGUUGAUCAUAACUUCUCAGUCAUCAGAAGUGUGUCAACAAAUGUGCCAAAAAAUUAUCAAAGUUGAGCCACUCUCAACUGAAGAAGCUUGGAGUCUAUUCAAGGAAAAAUUAGGGCAUCACACUGUUCUUAUUAAUCCUGAAGUGGAAAGAAUUGCCAAAUCUGUUGCCAAAGAAUGUGCUGGUUUGCCCCUUGCAAUUAUCACAGUAGCUAGAAGCUUGAUAGGAGUGUGUGACAUUUAUGAGUGGAAUAAUGCUUUAGAUGAAUUGAAACAACAUGCUCCAGAUAUUGCUCAGAAUGUAAAGAAUGUAUAUAAGCGCUUAAAAUUUAGUUAUGAUCGAUUAAAGAAUGAAAAGAUGCAGUAG